Messenger RNA from Strigops habroptila (Kakapo), 2409 nucleotides. RefSeq lists its product as uncharacterized. The coding region runs from base 1232 to 2074 and encodes 280 amino acids. Lineage: Eukaryota; Metazoa; Chordata; Aves; Psittaciformes; Psittacidae. The record is from RefSeq and is a predicted model, not a curated record. The transcript has 8 exons.
CAGUUAGUUUAUGUAAGCGUGCCUGCUUAUCUGCUGAAGCACAGAUGAGCAUAUAUGCAUUUAAUACUGUGUUCCUUCUCUAGUGCUUCCUAUGAGUAUGCAUGCAGAUUAUCCUAAUGAAAUAUUCAAAGAAAUUUUCUCUUACUGAUUCAUCCAACACAAAUGCCAUGGAUUCCUGGAUAUAGUCAAAUCAGCCUAAGAGCUCAACUGAAGAAGGAACUGUGCCUGUUUGUGGGAGAUGCAGAUCAAUAGGGCAUGAUUGACUGCUCUAUUACAACUUUACACAGCAAGCACUGAAACUUGGUUCCCUUAACUACUGUUAGAGUUUAAAAGCCGUCUGUAAAUUUCAGCAGGGACCAGUCAAUGCAGGUAACAAUAUCAGGCUGCUGCAGUUCCAUCAGUGGCACACUGCCAGUGUCUACACUUUGAGUGAACCAAACAAACAUUAUAUCAAAUGCAUUUUGAAGUGAACAGCUUCACUAGACUUAUUCUCAGAACUUACAGCUUUAGUGUUUUAAGAAACAUAUAUUAUAAAAAUAGACACACAAAACUGACUUGUCAGUUCCCACCAAGAGAAAAGUCUCUCGUUUUCAUUCUCAGAUGCAAACUUGAAGAAGGAAGCCUGGGAGAUUGUUCAUGCAAUGGCUGAGCAUAUUCAAGUGAGUCAAGGACAUUCAACAGAGUGAAGAGACGCUCAUGAAGAACUUUCACAAAUGUUACAAAAAAUAUGAGACUCUAAGUAUCUAUUUUCUUUUCAUCCGAAGUUCUUGGAUAAACUAAUAAGGCAUUUAACAGCUAUUAAUGAAGCAGGGCAUCUUUUAAGCAAGGAAAAGAUGAACUUGAAGUGGGCAAAAAUGUGAAAGCAAUUCAGAAAAGUGAACUCUCUGGAGUGAGAACACCAGAGAUUCAUCUGACUGAUCAUGUAUCUUGCUACAGGUAUCACCAGCCUAUCUUUAGCCACCUUCUGGAAAGACGAUUCAUUGAUACCAGCUAGAUCAGCACAGGAAUUUGUUUGAUGUGCUUAAGAGAUCGGUAACAAUAGCUCCUAACAUGACUGCGUUGCGAGGUGACAGCGUUUCCUUGGAGACAGUGAAUCCAUACAGCCCCAGCCAGGAUCCUUGAAAGUUACCUUUCUUCAGAGGAUGUAGAACUACUGCUCUGUGCAGGGGUAAAGAUGGGAAGAUAAGUUUUGACUAUAGACAAGUAGCCUUAUGCAAGAUGUGAGGAUUUUAUGCAACAGCAAGACAUGUCUGAAAGUUCCUCAGGUCUGACUACAAGCAGUCACAAGUUCUGUAAAUUGUAUUCAUCCUGCUGCUCCAUCCUAAGUGAUACACACACUGUUCCACUGGUUCUAUCACAAAACAGAGGAAUCAACAGGCAGAACUGUGAUUCUGGACUAUCUUCCUCACUUCCUUCUGAUUGCUUCAAGUAUGUCAGCUGGUGUGACAUAGAAGAACAUGGUAUUCAAGGAAAUCUGCUUCAUUGUCCCCGAGUGAGAGAAGGGCCCUCAGAAGAAGAGCUAUUUUUGAGAGGAGAAGAACAUACUUUGAAAAAAAGAAAACAAGCAACUGACACAGAGAAGUGGCAAAAGAAACUGCAAGAGAACUGGGAAGACUGUGCUGAGUUGAACCUUUCAUUUCAGGACCUGGGUGAUCUUUACCAGGUGGAAAACUUCAAAAGGAUUCUCCAAAGGUUAAUCCGUGUGGAAAAACUUUGGUUGGUGGACAAUUCUUUGACAGACCUGAGUGCCAUAAGGUUGCCAAGAUGCAGAGAACUAAAUGUCAAUAAAAACCACUUUACAUCCUUCAAACAGCUGCCAAGGAUACCUCAGAUUCAGCACUUAUCACUUGCUGAAAAUAACAUUAUGACACUAAGUGGAAUAUCAGACUUCAGACAUACUCCACUUGAAUCCCUUAUACUCAAGAGGAAUCCCUGUGAGUUUCAAGAAAGAUACAGACAACUUGUGUUCUCCAGUUUGCCAAAUCUGAAAAUGCUGGAUGGUAUCCCAAAACUGCCAGAGGACUGUUCACCCCCAGAUAUCAGGGGUUUUUUCAAAAUGUGUACUAUACUCUAGCACUGUAUUUUUGUAGGAUUAAAACUGUGCUAGAAACACCUCAUUUAAGUAAGUAUAGAUAAAUUAUAUGUAAAUAAGACAUAGUAUGUAUACUAAGUGUAACGAGUUUGGUGUAUUAAAAAUAUUGGGUGACAUUCUUGUCUAUGAAAUCUAUGUAGACAACAACUCACAAUUACUGACUCCCGUUUCAUUUACUUAGAACACGUCCAAGUUCAGACUACAUGUUCCCACCAUGGGAAAUGUUACAGGGAUUAAUAUCCAGGCUGCAACGAAAAGGAAAGAAAAAAACCUGAAACUGACUUCCUUCUUCAGUCCCACCAAUGUCUUAGUGCUCU